Amorphotheca resinae ATCC 22711 is the source of this 2283-nucleotide messenger RNA. RefSeq lists its product as hypothetical. NCBI's taxonomy places the organism in Eukaryota, Fungi, Ascomycota, Leotiomycetes, Helotiales, Amorphothecaceae. The annotation marks the transcript as partial. The transcript has 2 exons. The record is from RefSeq and is a predicted model, not a curated record.
AUAUCCGCAAUGGCAGACCUUGAUAUACCGAAUUUUGCGGACGAUGACCGCCCCAUAGCCCUUCGCAAGAUGAGACGCAGUAGUAGUGGUGUGAAGUCGUCACGUCCACGAUCCAACCCCCAAGUCUUAAUACCUCGAUCCUACGGAAUAUCAUCCCCGCCAGAGACGCCUAAGAAGUCCAGGAAACGCGUUCGAUUCUCCGAUCCAGGACCAGAAAUCCAAUCGGACUUGGCAUCGUCAGGUCUUACUCCAUUUAUUCGCCGGACGUCUCUUUCAGCGCCUACUUCAAACCGUCGCCAUUCUGCUCCAAUAAAGCUAUGGAAUCGUGCUGGAUAUGAUGUCCCUUUGUCUGGGACAAUACAAUUCGAGCCAUUGAGACAAGUCCUAGAUGGUAGAGUGAGAAGGAGGCUGAGGAGGAACAGGCUUAGUGAGGAAGUUAACAACAUCGAGUGGGAUAAGAGACAGGAGGCAAAAGCUCGCAAGACAGAAGUCGAAAAACUCAGAAAACAAUUGGAACAGAAAGACUUGGAGAUGCAGACUAUGAGAGAUGAGCAAGAUCUUGCGAGUCAAAUCGAGGGCGAAUCGGGGAUUUCUGUCAACGCAGACAUUACCCUCGGUAUUAAAGUCCGUGAGCUAGAGCAACAAAUUGUUGACCUGAAGGCUGCUCUUCAAGAAAAGGAGUCUGAUACUACGCAAGAUCCCAAUUGGACCAUGGCUGCCCGAGAUCCAUUCGAUUUUGACGAUGAUGACGAUGAUGAUAACGAUAUGAUGAUCACGAAUUAUGACGAGGACUUCGGAGAGAUCUCGAUGAAUGAUGAGCUGAUGACAACUCCCACGCGUCUGAAUACUUCACUCCUGUCUCCACCAUCAACGAAGCUAGAUACCCCAUAUACAUCGACAUCCCGUAGCAACGGCACACAAACGACAGAUCCCGUUCCAGAUCCGGAGAAAGAAGCUCUGAGAGCUCAGCUUGAGUCUCUGCAAUCAGAGAUAUCCAAACUGACAUCAACAAUUGCAUUCAACGAUGACAAUCGCUCACGCCUCACAGAGAAACUCUCACAGUUCCUUCCCGUCGAUGAAUCGCGUGACCACUCAUCGCUUGAUUCGGCUCUCGACACUGUUCUCACUCAACUUGCUCUUUCGCAGGCUCACGCAGUGGAACAAAGCAACGCAUUUUCCGCCCUGAGUAAUGAGAUCGCGAGUCUCGGGUUUUCAUCUUGCUCUGGCCCGGAAGAAAUGCUUGCGACUAUCGCAGCACAGUUCCGGCAAGCGAGACUCGAUCUCGAGUAUCUCACCCCAGGUGAGGUAGUUGAAGGUUUCGAGAACGAGAAACUGCUCGACAUGCUAGUUUCACGCAUUAGAGUCUUGCUUCAGAAGGUCAAGGAAAGCGAUGAUAGUAUUGAUCAAUAUCAUGAGCAAGAAGUGUUGUUACGCCAGCAGAUCAACACCCACGUUAGCGCAUUUGAUGAUGUACAGAAGGAGUUGUGCCUCGCGAACACUGUGGUUGGAGAUUUGAGAAGCGAAAUCCAAGAGAAAGAAACCACCAAUGAGAGGUUACGGGCUGCCUUGGAGGGCUAUAGAGAUGAGGUUAAGGGGCUAGAGAACUUGAUUGAGAGAAUGGAGAGAGAGGAGGUCUUGAGGGAGGAGAUGUUCAAGAGCGAGGUGAAAGAAGUGGAGGAUAGGCUGCAGAGUGAGAUUUUGAGACAUGAUACAACAAGAGCGAGCGAGGAGGGGAAGGAUAUCAUUAACAUGGAGCUGGAGAGGAGGCUAAAUGCAGCUCUCCAAGCUAAAGACCUUACUAUCCAGCAAUUACAAAGUUCAGGGAUCGACAGAGAAAGGGAACACGGUGAGGCACUUGCUCUUCGCGAUGCCAGGAUCCUGGAACUACGAGGAGAAAUCGAACGCGUCAACGAGGCAUUGAACUCAGCUCAUUCCACUAUCAUGACCCUAAGAAAGGAAAACAAUGAGCUCGAGACUCGGGUACAAGACGAGAGGACGCGAGGACAGUUUGUCGUGCAAUCAAUGCGUGAGCAGUUGAACCGCGUUCUGGAUACCGGACUCGGAUAUCUCAAUGGCGAUACAUCACUCCAGACGCCGAGCACAGAGGGGACUACCCCCGACGUAGGAUCUUCGACAUCACAGCAGGCAGUUGUGAGGAACGGGAGAUUCCUUGAUGCAGACUUAGCAAAAAGGAGUGGGAAGAAAAGGAGAAGAUAUGACAGUGGGUUAGGGUUCUUGGAGGAAGAAGACGCAGGGGAAAUGGAUAUGGGGGUUGAGGUUUGA